Messenger RNA from Oryzias latipes (Japanese medaka), 3648 nucleotides. NCBI's taxonomy places the organism in Eukaryota, Metazoa, Chordata, Actinopteri, Beloniformes, Adrianichthyidae. The record is from RefSeq and is a predicted model, not a curated record.
CCAAGCACUAAACUUUGUGCUGCCUCUGGUCUAAAGCUUCACACAGGCUGCGUGGAAUCCGCGCACGCGGGUCAUGCUGCGUUUGUUCGAUCUUCCAGGUCGACCAGGUUUAUUCAAAGUUGUUUUGAGGCAGAGGGUCAGUAAGGAGCCGUAAAGAUGUCCGCCUGCCGCGCUCUUCCCUGGACGGAGGCUGCGAUCCUUCUCCUCCUGAGCGGCUCGCUCUGCGCAGCUCAGCCUUCUCUGACCCGGCAAGGCAGGACUUCCGAGCCUUUAGUGAUACCUCGCCAUGCGUCCACAGUUGACCUCAGUAAAGAGGAAUUUGAACAGCUGCACUUCAAGCACGACACCCGCUUCAUCAAGCUCUCCGAGGGUAAUGAAGCUAAGUUUAACUGCUCCAUCGACAUUCCCAGCACUAUGUUCGAACUGAACAUAAUGUGGAGCAAGAACGGCGAGGAGCUGCCCGAGAACAUCCACAAAGUCAGUGAGCUGCGGACCGUCGCAGAUGGCGUCUCAACUAUUUUCUCCUUGGUUUCCACCAAUUCAGUGCACAGAGCUGAUGCUGGAGAGUACCGCUGCAGUCUGAGUAUCAACAAUAAAACAAUAGAGUCGCAGCCCAUUUUUCUCCAAGUGGAAGGCCUGCCAAUGUUCACAAAACACCCAGAGGACGUGAACGUCACGAGAAACACGCCUUUCAAUCUGUCAUGUGUAGCAGAAGGACCUCCAGAGCCCGUUCAGAUCCGUUGGCUUCGUGAUGGAAUGUCAUAUAGUGACUUUCAGGACUCUCCCAGCAACCUCUAUGUUCCAGGUGUUGACAAGUAUACCCAGUUCAGCUGCGAAGCUCACAACGCCAGAGGCCUCACCACGUCAAGUGAAGGGAAAGUUAACAUCAAAGUUCUGCCGAGUCCUGUGUUGGAUGUUAACGUGAUAGAGAGGCAGUCCAAUAAGCUGAAUCUGACGUGGUCGCCUGGGCACGACGGUUUCUCCCCGAUCACCCAAUGCCAGAUCAGAGUGAAGGAGGUGAGUCUGAGGAAAGGGGAGGUGAUGAUCACCAGAUCAAUCACUGAAAAGGUGCCGCCUUUUCACUGUGAAGUCACGGGCCUGAAGGCCAUGACGUGGUACAACAUGAGUGUUUCCUGUAGCAACGAGGUGGGGGCCUCUCCUGUCACAGCGUGGAUCCUGAGCAACACCACAGAAGGAGUGCCAUCGGUUUAUCCCCGAAAUGUCACCGUGCACCUGAACGAGUCCUGGCUGAUGAUCAAGUGGAAGCCUCCUCCUGAGGAGAACAUGAACGGCGUCCUCCGUGGUUACGAUGUUAUUGUGAAAUACAGCACAGGAUCCAGUAAGGUUCACACUGCCAACACCGAGGUCUUCAUCCCUGUGAAGGAACUAAACACAACCUACAGUGUGGUGGUGGCAGCGUGCACCCAGGCUGGGGCCGGCAUGUCCAGCCCCCCCGAGAGCCUCUUUGUGCCUGCAGACACCGUGGUGAUCCCCCCCCCUGAUCCUGACACAGGGGUCCCCUACACCGUUUUGGCUGUGCUGGCCGUGCUGUUUGGCAUCUUCCUUCUGGUGAUUAUCCUCUGGGUGACUCCCUGUUUUCACCACAUAAAAUCCAGCUUCUGUUUCUGGCUAGAGUGUGGAGACGGUGAAAAGCAGGAGGUGAUCAUCCAGUUCACCAACCAGAGAACCUACAACCGAUCAGCAGUGGCCGUCACAUUGAGAAACCUCGGCGUUAGUGAUGAACUUCAGGAGAAACUGCAGGAUGUGAUGAUCCAGAGGAACGUUCUGUCAAUAGGAAAGAUUCUCGGAGAGGGUGAAUUUGGCUCCGUGGUUGAGGGACAUCUAAAGAAAGAAGAUGACACAUUUGAAAAAGUUGCUGUGAAGACAAUGAAAUUGGACAGCUUCUCUCAGAGGGAGAUUGAGGAGUUUCUGAACGAGGCAGCCUGCAUGAAGGACUUCGACCAUCCCAACGUCAUCAAACUGAUCGGUGUGUGCUUGGAAACAGGCUCAGGACACUCCCCCAAACCCAUGGUCAUUUUACCUUUCAUGAAGUACGGAGACCUACACAGCUACCUGCUGCGCUCGCGCCUGGGAGAGAGUCCGCUGCAGUUUUUACCCGUUCGGACACUCCUGAAGUUUAUGGUGGACAUUGCUGCGGGGAUGGAGUAUCUUAGCGGGCGAAACUUUCUACAUCGUGACCUGGCAGCAAGAAAUUGCAUGCUGCGUGAUGACAACACCGUUUGCGUGGCCGACUUUGGCUUAUCGAAGAAGAUCUACAGCGGGGAUUAUUACCGGCAGGGCAGAAUUGCCAAAAUGCCCGUAAAGUGGAUUGCAGUGGAGAGUCUGGCUGACAGAGUUUUUACUGUAAAGAGCGAUGUGUGGGCGUUUGGAGUGACCAUGUGGGAAAUUGCCACACGCGGCAUGACGCCAUACCCCGGAGUGCAGAACCACGAGAUUUAUGACCAUCUCAUUGAAGGGCACAGACUCAAGCAGCCACCAGACUGUUUGGAUGAACUGUAUGAGAUCAUGUAUAGCUGCUGGAGAACGGACCCGAUGGACCGCCCCUUGUUUACCCAACUGCGGGAAAUGUUGGAGAAGUUGGUGGAGAAGCUUCCGGAGACAACCAGCAGAGAAGAAACCAUUUAUAUCAACACCAGCUUUCCUGAGGAGGACCCCGACGGGGACGCGCUGUUUGCUGAGCAGCCAGUCUUAAGCUCCUCCCCUUCCUGCAGCCAUAAGGCAGCAAAAAACACUGUAGUCACAGCGGACGUUCACGGACACCUGGAGGACGAGGAUGAUGAGGGAAGCGACCGCUACGUGGUGGUGAUCUCCUCCAACCCCUCCCUAAGAUCCACAGUGGACACUCCUCUUUUGUCGAGUGAUUCGCUAAGUCACGAGGACACGGUGACUGAUGGGACGGCGGCGGAUCAAGGCUCAAAUGACACUUCGCGUCUGUUGUGACAGUCGGUACAAAAACUGCUGCAAGAACUCAUGAAGGUUAUUAAGUACUAACCUGGAACGCCUUCUGGUUUCCCUCCUGUUCCACUGGUUUUAAUGGCCAGCUUAUUGUUCUGUCUAUGUGUGUACAUGUGUGUACAUGUGUGUACAUGUGUUUCAUAAGCUUACUCUCAACUGUGAAAACCUUUAGAGUCCAUGUUUCAGCACGAACAAACCAGAACAUAUGGACCAUGAUCUGCUAAGAGAAAAGGAAAAACUCAUUCAUCGAUGGGCAUUGUGGAAAAAAAAUAAAGCCAGUAAUACUAAUAAUAUUUUGAAAUACUAUGCAACAAAGGUGUACAAGUAAAAACUUUUCUAAGUAGUACUACAAACAAAAACGUUCUGCUAAAAAAUGCUGUUUUGAAAAAAAAAGCUGUUGAGACGGAAGGUAGCUGUGCAACUUUGACCAAACACAUUAUAUUUUGGUAUGUUUUAUAGUCCUUUAAAUACUAACUUUUCUUUUCUUUUUCUUCAUUUUGCUCUUAGAAGUUGGGUGAAUGAACAAAUAUUAUGUUUGAUGUCUCCGCUUUAAUUACGUUUUUUUAUUUUGCAGAUGUGUCAUCCAAAAAAGUAAUUAUUAAUAUAUAUAUAUAUAUAUGCUCCUUUUUGUUUUCCAAAGUUGUGACAAUCUAUUAAAAAUUAUUGUUUCUA